Xiphias gladius (swordfish) is the source of this 1361-nucleotide messenger RNA. It is a transcript of the gene lin37, whose product is annotated as lin-37 DREAM MuvB core complex component. Gene Ontology annotation, biological process: negative regulation of transcription by RNA polymerase II. The record is from RefSeq and is a predicted model, not a curated record. Bases 364 to 1101 code for a protein of 245 amino acids. Gene Ontology annotation, cellular component: Myb complex; transcription repressor complex. NCBI's taxonomy places the organism in Eukaryota, Metazoa, Chordata, Actinopteri, Istiophoriformes, Xiphiidae. The transcript is spliced from 10 exons.
AGGAAACCGGCAGCGCGCGGAAGAGGAACGUCUGCAAAGGCUACGCGUUCGUCAAAAAUAAGCUAAGUUAGCAACGGUAAUAUGAGCUAGUAAGUGCUAUGGUCCGAUAUAAUAAUAAAACGACCACUCUACAGUAUCUUUCAAGUGGCUGUAUGGAAACCGCAAGGGCUAACUGUCAGUCAGCCAAUCGUUAUAAUUGGUAAACGUGGAUAAAGUUGGGUUUGCGAUCUAGCUUUGACAUUAUACAAUAGUUACUGCUAAAGCAUUACCGCAGCUAGCUAGUCAACGUUAACGCUAGCAAGCAAGCGUCCUGUAACAGUCUUACUUACCUUGUGGAAUAUAUACGUUGAAAAGGUGGAGAUAAUGCACCACGUCAAGAUCAAGACUGAAAGGCCAGAUUUGGAUGGGACUGGUGCACGCAGCAGAUUGGAUGCUGUGUUAAAGGGACUGGUUGAAAAGAGUGAAAAUGAAAGGGAGCAAAAUGAAGGUGACACUGGAAAAGUAUCAGCGGACUCUUUAAACAAGGAUUUGUCUCCAUCAUCUGCUGGAAAAAGGCAAGUACCCUCAGCUCGAUUUCCACAGCACCGCAGAAAGAAGCGAAAAGAAAUGGAUGAGGGCAUACCAGAGAGCAAUCAGCAUAAACAAAAUGCUUACAUUAUUAAGUUGUUUGAUCGCAGUGUGGAUCUGGCUCAGUUCAACACCAGCACCCCAUUGUAUCCUAUCUGCCGUGCCUGGAUGAGAAACAAUCCUUCUGUUCGAGAGCCAGCUGCUUCCCCAAGCCCCCCACACAGCAUGGUAGAGGAAGAGGUCACAGACAUGAUCAAUGGUAAAGGUCAGAAUGUGUACAGACUCCCUCCUCCAACCUCCUGUCCAAUCAACACCUCUGGUGAACCCAUCAAUCUCAGGAUCCCACAGACUGAAAAACCCAAUGUUACUAAGUUAACAGAUUCAGUUCCUGUAUCAGGUUCUCUCAUAUGCGACCACAUGGAACGUUGGAAAAAGAUAAGGCAAAAAUGGAAGGAGUGCUCCAACAAGAACCAAUUAAGAUACAGCGAGAGUAUCAAGAUUUUAAAGGAGAUGAAGGAGCUCUAUGAUCGCUAACUGGCCUCCUUUGUAGCUCUCCACCACAGAAUGGACUCUAUGCAGUUGGAACGGAGCCCUGGCAUAGGAAUCAAUGUCUGAAUAUACCUGCCAUCUAAACAACUGGACAAAUAGGAAAGUAUUAACUGAACCUGGAGCCUUAAAUAAACCACAUGUCCUAUGCAGUGCAGAAUUUUUUUUUUUUUUUUUUUUGAAAGAUGUUUAAGUUUGUUGCAAUUUCUUGUGUGGUAAUGUCUUCUAGUGUGAUGUUGGACUGUUUU